Molecule: messenger RNA, 1286 nt
Organism: Spirodela intermedia
Lineage: Eukaryota; Viridiplantae; Streptophyta; Magnoliopsida; Alismatales; Araceae
Source: the annotation of a GenBank genome assembly
AUGCGCUCUUUUGGAAAGAAAAGAAAGAGUCUCAGUCAAAUGGUAAAGAAGGUCUUUCUGUAUCCCAGGUUGGUAUUACUAUUGAUUUAUUCCUUUUUCUUCUUUCGACGAAAAUAUCUCUUAUGCUACAGCUCUGUCUUCUAUUCAACUAUGUUAUUCUAUUCAUACAGAAGAAAUCAACAAGUCAUAUUCUGCUCAUUUACGUUGAAUCUAUGUUUUAGUAAAUGCUGCAGUUGGGAUCCCCAUAAAGCUUGUCAUCAGGUAUCCCCAUCUCCAUGCUUACAGUUCUUCUACCAUGAUCCAAAUGUUGAUCACUGCGUCAAAGACAUGAAGAGAACAAUAGAUACAAUGGCCAAUGUAAUCUGCCCUAUUUUGUUGGAUACUGCUAUCAAAGGUAAAGAUAUUUGAUGCUUCAUUACUUUCUUUUUUUUUCUUUUUUUUUGGUAAUUUGCUUAACAUUUUCAUCCGGUACUAGCUUCAUCUCCCCCUCUCCCCUAACUGAUAUUAAUCUAGUCUUAAUUAAUCACAGCUCAGUGGCCUCACCAUAUAUAUGAAUAAGAUAGGAAAUAUCGAAUCUCCAUCCACCAAGCCCCAUGAGAUUCAAAGGAAACCCAACGUUUCACUGUUCAUAAGAAGAGUUUCCAACUCAUCAUCCAUCUGAUGAUUAAAAAAAAAAAAAAAAAGGAUCGAAUUGGAGUUUUAACAAUUUUGUGUGAUGAACUUUUCUUUCUUGGUGAAAUCUGAAGUAACAUCUCCAUCAUCACGCCAAGACUGAGAAUUGUAUGCAGAUAGAAAUGUCUGCUGGAAUCCUCAACGUACUUCAAUGAAAACUCAAACCAUCAUAACAAGAAUCGAUGCUUGAAGAAAAUCCCAGGCUUAAAACUGCUGUCAACGUUUUUGUCCUCAAUCGCUGUCUGGUAAAUUCAUGGUGGAACUCACUUUUUGUCUCCUCCGUCGGUCUCCAUUAAGGUGAUCCUCGAGUGCAUUCAACCAAGAUCAUCUGGGUCAGUCCAGGUACAACCCCUUGGGUUGGGACUUCAAGCAAAAGAACCGCAGGUGAAGUGGCCCUUGAGGUCGUCAUCGAGAAAGAUAUGGCCAAAAAAAAUGGGGAUGCAUGGAGGGUUGCCGUCGAUUGUUGCCUGCCAUUAAUGCAUCUGAUUGACACAACACGGAGCAUCCCAUACGGCAUUCAACAAAUUCAAGAUUAUCUCGGCAUUUCUUCUGCUUUUGACCAGUCUAUUCAGGUGAUCCAAGAUAUUCUUUUGCUGCCAGUUUUCAUUCCCUGA